Molecule: messenger RNA, 1617 nt
Organism: Nerophis lumbriciformis (worm pipefish)
Lineage: Eukaryota; Metazoa; Chordata; Actinopteri; Syngnathiformes; Syngnathidae
Source: RefSeq, a predicted model, not a curated record
AUGGGGCUGGCAGGGGGCUGGCUCCUGCUCGAGAGUCUCUCUCCUGUCGGGGGCUAUGUGACGAUGACAGUGUUUGAUGCAUUGUUGGCGGACCUUGAGUCCACAACAUCUCACAUUUCAAAACGACCACUCUUCCUAUCUGAUGAGACGGCCUACUCUCUUCCUGUUGGGGGUCAUAACCAGCAAGAUAUCUCCUUUUCACCCCAAGGCCUAUCCAUUCCGACUGAGAAAACCCUCAAUGGAGGACAGGAAACAGAUGUAAAUACUUCAAGAGAUCGUAGCAGUCCACUUCAAGCACCUGGAGAAGAGGACCAUGUAUACAGUUUUCCGAAUAAGCAUAAGAGUAGUGAGUCUUCACCUGCAUUUAACCAGUCCUUUGGCAGUAACCUGUCAGAGCUGGACCGCCUGCUGCUGGAACUCAACUCUGUGCAGCAAAGCACACCCGCCUUCCCUACUGAAGAGGAGGCAGCUCCACCCCUCCCUGCCAGCAUUGUGGUCCACAGUACUCAGGAGAAUGGAGUGUCCAUUCCACCCCAGGUCUCGCCACCUGCGUUGGAAAAGCGCAGUGUCACGGUCCGAGGAAUAGAAGAUGUACGACCAAGUGUAGAGAGCCUCUUGGAUGAGCUGGAGAGCUCUGUACCCUCACUUAUUCCUGCUCCCUUGGUGGUGUCGGAUGGGCAAGAGGAAACACAAGCACAGCAACAAGCACGAAUGUCUGCCUCCUCUGCUACACGAGAGCUCGAUGAACUGAUGGCCUCCUUGUCGGAUUUUAAAGUGCAAAGCAAUAUCCAGUCACAGGGAAAGACAUCUCCGACUGGACCACCAAAGCAAGCCAAUAAACUGGACAACAUGCUGGGGAGCCUGCAAUCUGACCUGAACAGACUCGGAGUCCAGACAGUGGCUAAAGGCGUCUGUGGAGCCUGCAAGAAACCCAUAGUUGGACAGGUAGUGACUGCCAUGGGAAGAACGUGGCACCCUGAGCAUUUUGUGUGCACCCACUGCCAGGACGAGAUAGGCUCCAGGAACUUCUUUGAGCGUGAGGGACAACCAUAUUGUGAGAAAGAUUAUCACAGUCUCUUCUCACCUCGAUGCCACUACUGCAAUGGACCCAUUCUGGAUAAAGUGGUGACUGCUUUGGACAAAACCUGGCACCCCGAGCACUUCUUCUGUGCCCAGUGCGGAGCUUUCUUUGGACCGGAAGGGUUUCAUGAGAAGGACGGAAAGGCGUUCUGCAGGAAGGACUAUUUUGACAUGUUUGCUCCUAAGUGCGGAGGCUGUGCCCGGGCCAUUCUGGACAACUACAUCUCUGCACUCAACUCACUCUGGCAUCCUGAAUGCUUCGUCUGCAGGGAGUGCUUCACACCGUUCAUAAACGGCAGCUUUUUCGACCACGAGGGUCAGCCGUACUGCGAGGCGCACUACCACGAACGGCGUGGCUCGCUGUGCUCGGGCUGCCAGAAGGCCAUCACGGGCCGCUGCAUCACAGCAAUGGGCAAGAAAUUUCAUCCGGAACACUUUGUGUGCGCUUUCUGUCUCAAACAGCUCAACAAGGGCACAUUCAAAGAGCAGAAUGACAAGCCCUACUGCCACGGUUGCUUUAUUAAACUCUUCAGUUAG